UACAGGCGCCCUGGGAAACGCUACAGCGGAACUACACAUCCCGUCAUGCUCCGCGGCUCCCCGGCGUCCUGUGCGGCACAGCGUCCUGUCUCUAUGGUAACGGAGAGUAUACAGUGAGGAGAGCCGGGUGAGCGCAGUGUCGAUUCGCCGCGUUAUUUGCACCAUGUCGGUGAUCGUGGCGCAGUCUCAUCAUAUAUUCGGCCUCCAAUCUAAAGUCGCCAAUAAUGUCUGUUUCUUCGACGAACAAACCGUCAUCUUCCCGUCCGGCAACAACUGCAUCAAGUAUAACGUGGACCAGAAAUGGCAGAAGUUCAUUCCAGGUUCAGAGAAGAGUCAGGGCAUGCAGGCCUUAGCCAUCAGCCCCAAUCGCCGGUACCUGGCCAUGGCCGAGAAGGGCUCCGACAAGGCUACCAUCACCAUCUAUGACCUGGCGUCCAUGCCGUUCAAGAAGCGCAAAGUGCUGAGCGCCCCCGACUUCACCGCACACGAGUUUGUCAGCGUCGCCUUCUCUCCGGACUCCAAGUACCUGGUGGCCCUGUCCGGCUCUCCGGAGUGGCAGAUCAUCUUCUGGAUGUGGGAGAAACAGAAAGUGAUGGCGACCGUGAGGGCAGACAGUCACAGCAGCCAUAUCUACCAGGUGACCUUUAACCCCCAUGACAAUGCCCAGAUCUGCGUCACAGGUCAUGGGGUCUUCAAGAUCUUUCGCUACGUGGACGGGAAUUUGAAACAGACAAACUUUCUGAAAGUGGAAGCACAGAACUUCCUGAGCCACGCGUGGCUGUCCGAAGACCGAAUCAUCUGUGGGACGGACACCGGGAAGCUCUGUCUGUGGGAGUCUGGAGAUCUGCGAUGGGAACAGAACAUCGGGGGGAGCUCCAGGGUGCAGCGCUAUUCUGAGAAGAGACGGGCGUCUUCUGAGGACGGACGCGCCCUCUCUGCCUUGGGCAGCACCUCAUCCUCCCCUUUGCACAUCAAUUCCAUUUUGGCCUAUUCCAAAGGAUUCCUGUGUUCCGGCGGCCCCGGCACCGUCUGCAUGUUUGAGAAAGUGGAAGAUCAGGAAUUCUACAAGAGAGGACGUAACAUUACGAUCCCGCAGGAUAAGAAUGGUGGCGAUUCUGUCCUGUCUGAGCAGCAGGAAGUCCUGUGUAUGUGUCUGAGCCCCUCCGAGGAGACGGUCAUCAUCAGUACGGAUAAAAACCAACUCUACAGCAUCGCCUUGUCCUCCGCGGACAUCAAUAAGGGCGACGAUGUUCACUUUGAGUUCCUGACUGAGCCUUGGCAUUCCGCUGCCAUCACAGGACUGAGCGUCUGUAUCCGUAAACCUCUGAUCGCCACCUGCUCGCUGGACCACUCCGUCCGCAUCUGGAACUACGAGAACAACUCUCUGGAACUGUACAAGGAAUUCCAGGAGGAAGCGUACAGCGUCUCUCUGCACCCGUCCGGAUUGUACGUUCUGGUGGGAUUUUCUGAUAAGUUACGUCUAAUGAAUCUGCUGAUUGAUGACAUCCGGAUGUUCAAAGAAUUCACAGUCCGCGGAUGUAAAGAGUGCGUCUUCAGUCAUGGAGGACACCUCUUCGCUGCUGUGAAUGGCAACGUCAUCCAUAUUUACUCCACAACAACCUUUGAGAAUGUAAUCAACCUGAAAGGCCACAAUGGAAAGGUGCGCUCCGUGGCCUGGAGUAUGGAUGACAGUAAGUUGGUGUCCUGCGGCCUGGACGGAGCCGUCUACGAGUGGAACUCGCUGACCGGCAAGAGGGAGUCGGAGUGUGUCCUGAAAUCCUGCAGCUACAGCUGUGUGGCCCUGUCCCCUGACUCUAAAACCAUCUUCGCUGUGGGGUCCGACCAGAUGCUGAAGGAGAUUAGUGAUUCACAGAUACCCCGGGAAGUGCCGUCCUUCGAUGUGACGUACACCACGGUCGCUGUCUCUCAUUCCGGACGUAUGGUGUUUACUGGCACAUCCACCGGGACUAUACGCUCCAUGAAAUACCCGCUGCCUCUUCAUAGGGAAUACAACGAGUACCAGGCACAUGCAGCGCCAGUCACCAGGCUCAUGGUGACAUACGAUGACCAGAACCUCCUUUCCAUUUCUGAAGAUGGCUGCCUUAUGGUGUGGAAGAUUUCCGACAAAGAGAGCCGAGGCCUGAAGCGGGAUAAAGAACUGACGUAUGCCGAGGAGGUCCUCAUCACCAGGUCUGACCUGGAGGAGAAGAACCAGGUGAUGCUGGAACUGAAGACUCGUGUGGAGGAGCUGAAGAUGGAGAGCGAGUAUCAGCUGCGACUAAAGGACAUGAACUACAACGAGAAACUCAAGGAGCUGACCGAGAAAUUCAUCCAGGAAAUGGAGGUUCUGAAGACGACAAACCAGGUACUGAAAGCUGAAGCCGAAAAACAAGAACUGAAGCAUCAGGAGGACUUAGCCGAAGUGAUAGAGAAACAUUCCCGGGAGCUGCAGGAUUUGGAGACGGCAAAUAACCAGAAGCUGCUGCUGGAGUAUGAGAAGUACCAGGAGCUUCAGGUGAAGUCCCAGCGGAUGCAGGAGGACGACGAGCGGCAGCUACAUGAGCUGGAGGAGAGCAAGAGCCAGGCCCUGGAGGAGCUGACCGAACACUACGAGGCCAAGCUACACGAAAAGGCCGCUCAGCUGCAGCAGACUCAGGAUGAAGCCCGUCAGCAGCUGCGAGAAUUCGAAGAAACAAAGAAGCAAAUAGAAGAGGAUGGAGACAGAGAGAUCCAGGACAUCAAGAUAAAAUACGAGCGGCGCCUGCGGGAGGAGCGAGAGAUUUCCCUGCGGCUAAAGGGGGAGAGCGGAAUCAUGAGGAAAAAGUUCAGCAGUCUGCAGAAAGACAUUGAAGAACGGACGGCGGACAUUGAGAGGAUGAAGAUGGAGGAGCAGAAGCUGCAGGGUGUCAUCAAGUCUCUGGAUAAGGACAUUCAGGGGCUGAAGAGAGAGAUCCAGGAGAGGGACGAGACCAUACAGGACAAGGAAAAGAGAAUCUACGACCUGAAGAAAAAGAACCAAGAACUGGAGAAAUUCAAGUUUGUUCUGGAUUAUAAAAUCAAGGAACUGAAGAAGCAGAUCGAACCGCGAGAGAACGAGAUCAAGGAGAUGAAGGAACAGAUCCAGGAGAUGGAGGCCGAACUGGAACGUUUCCAUAAGCAGAACACACAGCUGGAUCUGAACAUCGCCGAACUGAAACAGAAGCUGAAAGCCACCGAGCGAGAGAUGCAGAAGGAAAGACAGAGGGUCCGUGAUGUGGAAGCCGUGGUUAAACGUUUUAAGACGGAUCUGCACAACUGCGCCGGAUUCAUCCAGGAGCCUAAGAAGCUGAAGGACAGUAUCCGAGAGCUGUACUCGAAAUACGUGCAAGAGAGCGACACGGCAGAGAUUGUCGGCAUUGAUGCGGACAUCCAGCGGGAGUACGCCCGACAGCGGGAGCACCUGGAGCGCAGCCUCAGCACUUUACAGAAGAAGCUGGUGAAGGAUACGGAGAUCCAUCGCGCUGAUAACGUCCGGGUCAUGCAGGAGAACGUAACAUUGAUAAAGGAGAUCAAUGAGUUACGUCGGGAGCUGAAGAUCAGUCGUACGAAGGUUCAUGACCUGGAGGUGGCGCUCGGGGUGGAGAGGAAGAGUCGCAGGAGUAGUCUGGCAGAAUCUAAAGGAUCCGCCAUCGCUGAUCAUCAUUCCUCCGGAGUGCUGCGACUGAACAUUCAGGAGGAAACGGCCAGAAUCAUUGAGAUGCAGAAGCUGGAGAUCAAACGGUUACGUGACCUGCUCCAAUCUGAGGAGGUGACGGCGGGGAUCAGACCGCCAUCCGUGGGAAGGUUACCGUCACUCACCGCCUGAUCGCAUAUUAUAACACCAAUAAACCCCACAUCAUUUAUCUGUCUGAUAC
This is a messenger RNA of Hyla sarda, 3893 nucleotides long. It is a transcript of the gene CFAP57, whose product is annotated as cilia and flagella associated protein 57. Gene Ontology annotation, molecular function: protein binding. NCBI's taxonomy places the organism in Eukaryota, Metazoa, Chordata, Amphibia, Anura, Hylidae. Bases 164 to 3844 code for a protein of 1226 amino acids. The record is from RefSeq and is a predicted model, not a curated record. The transcript has 23 exons.